Messenger RNA from Arachis stenosperma, 1321 nucleotides. RefSeq names its product secretory carrier-associated membrane protein 4. Gene Ontology annotation, cellular component: trans-Golgi network membrane; recycling endosome membrane. Gene Ontology annotation, biological process: protein transport. The record is from RefSeq and is a predicted model, not a curated record. NCBI's taxonomy places the organism in Eukaryota, Viridiplantae, Streptophyta, Magnoliopsida, Fabales, Fabaceae. The transcript is spliced from 12 exons. Bases 149 to 955 code for a protein of 268 amino acids.
AUUUUAAAAACAGAGUGUCUCACUCACUCACGCAGUCACGCACCUAACUGUUCGUUCGUUCGUCCGUUCGGUUAUUCUGUGGCACUCCCAACGCACAUUUCUCCCUUCAAAAAAUUUAGGGAUCUAAAUCUAAGCUCUCUCAUUCACCAUGAAUCGCCACCAGGAUCCUAAUCCGUUCGAAGAAGAAGUUAAUCCUUUCUCGAAUGGUGCUGGUGCUCCUGGAUCAAAAUCACGUAUUCCACAAAUGUCAUCUGAACCAGUGGGCUUUGGCCAAAGACAUGAUGCCACAGUUGAUAUUCCUUUGGAUGUUACAACUGACUCUAAGAAAAAGGGACAAGAGCUAGCAGCUUGGGAAGCAGAUUUGAAAAGGAGAGAGAAGGAAAUAAAAAGAAGAGAAGAAGCUGUUGCUAAAGCUGGUGUGCCUGUUGAUGAUAAGAAUUGGCCUCCAUUUUUCCCAAUCAUUCACCAUGAUAUUGCCAAUGAGAUACCAGUUCAUGCUCAGAGGCUGCAAUAUUUGGCCUUUGCAAGUUGGUUAGGAAUUGUUCUAUGCCUAGUUUUUAAUGUAGUUGCUGUGAUUGUCUGUUGGAUCAGAGGCGGCGGCUCUAAAAUUUUUUUCCUUGCGGUUAUUUAUGCUCUUCUUGGGGUUCCACUUUCAUACGUGCUUUGGUACAGGCCCCUCUAUCGUGCUAUGAGUACGGAUAGUGCACUGAAGUUUGGUUGGUUUUUCUUGUUCUACUUGAUUCAUAUUGCAUUUUGCAUCUUUGCUGCAAUUGCGCCUCCUGUUGUUUUUCAUGGAAAAUCAUUAACGGGCAUUCUUGCAGCAAUCGAUGUUUUCUCAGACCAUGUAUUGGUUGGGAUAUUCUACUUGGUUGGAUUUGGUCUAUUUUGCUUGGAGGCUCUUCUAAGCUUGUGGGUGCUUCAGAAAAUAUACUUGUAUUUCCGGGGACAUAAGUGAUGUUGUUCUCAGGUUUUGAUCCAUCGGCAUUUAUGAUUCAGUCACCGGCCAUUGUGGCUUAGUAUAUUCUUUAUUUUUGCCUAUGCGCUUCCUUUUGCGUCACAAUAUCUAAUUUGUGAUAUUGUUCGAUGUUACUCUAGUGAUUGUAUGAAAGUUUAGGGUGUGUAAUUUGUAGUUUGUGAAGUCUAGUGUAUUUCCUCCAGUGAGAUAAGAAUUUGAUUUUGAUAAGCAUGUGUAGUAGAUUCCCAUUGUUAGUACUAGUUUAGUGGCAUUGUAUUGGUGAUACAGAUCCACCUAGACCCUAAAUUUGCUGAUCAUUCAGACAAAUUGUAUUCCAUUAUACUUAUUCAAUUACCGUCAUGGAAA